CAGCCACACAGUGUAACUGUAGACAUCCCCUUAUGCAUUUUUAACAGCUCAGCAGGUGAUGGGAACAGUUCGGUGGGGACAGUUUGUCCACAGAUAGAGUGACCAAGUGAUCAGGUGAGUCCAAACCGCUCUGUUUAUUUGUCAGUAUGAUUAUUUUAUCUUUUUGUAAACCUACUUUGUUGUCAAGGUUUCUUCUGUUUCCCAGCAUGAAACAGCAGUGAGCCUGUGCUGGCAUCUCUUAUUGUAAGAUGAGCAUGUUCUGUAUCUAUUUUUGUGUUAAGUUCCUUAAUUGACAUCUCAUUUUUUAGAUAUUGAGGUCUAUUAGACCCUGGCUUUGGAGCUGUUCUGGAUGAUGUAAUUACGGGAGAGAAAAGUGAGCCAGAGUGGCUCAAGACAGAGUUUAUCCUAAAGGAAAGCUCAUUCACAAAUUAAUCCUGCUCUUUUUUCCUCAGCUGUUAUUGACGUCCUGAAAAUACAAGGAUAACACUUCAUCAUCCUCUUCAUACGUUGGUUUAAAAGGACUGUUUGAGGAUGCCCGGAGCCAGCGGUGUCAACGUUGAGCCCUCCUGCGAGGCCUUGUGUCGGACCCUGGUGUCUCAGAACGGCCUGCAGAGAGAGUCCGCUGACAUCUCCCAGUCUGUCCUCUACACGUCACUGAUGGGCCUGCUUCUGGUCACUGACAACGAGAAGGAGCAGCUCACUAUAGGAGGUGGAAGAGUUGGCCUUAGAAAUGUUGGAAACACAUGUUUCCUGAACGCAGUAGUCCAGUGUUUGUCUCACACACAUGGCCUACGAGAUUACUGCCUCCUCAAGUCCUACAGGCAUGAGAAGUUCUCCAAAGAGGAUGCUAAGCUCAUGGAAGCUUUUUCCCAGGUGCUGUCAGGCCUCUGGGAUAUAAAUGAAGGCAGCACGGUUAACCCACGCCACUUUUACAGUGUUUUUAAAGAAGCAGUGCCUUACUUCAGUGGUUACAGCCAACAGGAUGCACAGGAGUUUCUUAGGUUCCUAUUGGACAAGCUGCACACAGAAAUAAACCGUAGGCCCUACGUUCGGCGAACGGGGAAGGAUCCUGAACAGAAAUACGCCAGAUUUAGGAUUUCAGAAGAGGCAGCAGCCAUGUGGAAGAAGCACUUGGAGAGAGAUGACAGCAGAAUAGUUGAUCUGUUCUCAGGCCAGCUACGGAGCUCACUGCAUUGCUCUGUGUGCUCUCACUACUCCAACACCUUUGAUGUGUUCUGUGAUCUGUCGCUGCCCAUCCCCAAGAAGAGCUCAUCAGGGGAGGUGACGCUGAGGCAGUGCCUCGACCUUUUCUCUCAGGAGGAGAAACUGGACAAGGAGAAUUCACCUAUGUGUGAGAGGUGUAACAGGCACACAGAGUGCACCAAGCGCUUGUCCAUCCAGAGGUUUCCCCAGGUUAUUGUCAUACAUCUGAAUCGAUUUACAAUGUCACGGUGGUCGAUCAGUAAAAGUACCACAUAUGUGUCCUUCCCACUCACAAACCUGGACCUCGGACCAUAUGGGCCUCUCGACUCUGGUCCAGUUCUCUAUGAUUUAUAUGCAAUAUGUAACCAUGCCGGGACAGUGAACAUGGGUCACUACACUGCCUGCUGUUUAGAUGAAAAUGGUUGGUGUUUCUACAAUGACUCCAGUGUGACUCCAGUCUCUGAGAACCAGCUUCAGACCAAUCAAGCCUAUGUGCUGUUCUACCAGCGCAGCAACAGCACCACCACAACCACUGUCAGGAAAUAGACCACAGACUGGCUGAGCCAGAGAGCCAAUCAGAGCAACUUUACCUCCAGUGUCCAUAGAAACAAAUCGAGGCAGCAGUGCUGGAACUCUGGCAUCUUUGAACUUCUCAAUUUCUUUAGCUCAAAUAAACUCAGAGGAAAAGGAGCAGGGGGGUGCAUACGUGCUGUGAAGGGGCUGUAAGAGAUGAGCUACUUUCCGAAAUCUUGGAGAUGCUUUGGAAGACUGAAAACAUUCAGGUGGCCACUGCCAGUCUUCAAGAGAAAAAGAGACAGUUUUGACAAACUCUGUGCACUGGUCCUCUACCUUGGGAGAGGGGUCUAAAUGCACAUGGCACAGUGAUAAUUGUGGAUCAAGCUAGCAAACAUGAACACACAUUUCAGCUGGAAUAGAUAUAGCAAGCAUAUCAUGACUCUUGUGGCAUAGGAACUGAUCAAAUUCUAUAACAACUUUAAGCUACAGUUUUUUGGCGAGGUACUUUAAGGUCUGUAGAUGGUACAAUAUCUACGCUUUCUUUACAUUUAAGUUAUCCUCUAUAUGGACAGCUAAAUGAAGCAUGUAAAUAUUAAAAUGGGCUAUAAUAUAUACAUUAACUAUAUGGGCUAUGUGACAAAUACAUUCUUAAAUGUAUUUGUUUAUUUUUUUACAGUUCUGUCUCCUGCUUAUGAAUAAAUGGAUAAAAUAUA
Messenger RNA from Cheilinus undulatus (humphead wrasse), 2432 nucleotides. It is a transcript of the gene usp21, whose product is annotated as ubiquitin specific peptidase 21. The record is from RefSeq and is a predicted model, not a curated record. Gene Ontology annotation, cellular component: cytoplasm. Lineage: Eukaryota; Metazoa; Chordata; Actinopteri; Labriformes; Labridae. Gene Ontology annotation, biological process: protein deubiquitination. Bases 532 to 1749 code for a protein of 405 amino acids. Gene Ontology annotation, molecular function: cysteine-type deubiquitinase activity. The transcript has 11 exons.